GCUUUCGACGCCAGAGCCGCAAAGCCUGAUCGAAUCGAUUCAAACCCAGUACUUGCCCUCCUGCGCAAGCCCGUAGACGUCAACACAUUCAUUUCUUCGCCCGAUACCCUGCAUCGCCUUGUGUGAGAAGCUCGACGCGUAGCUACGCAGCCCUCCAGCAUACCGCUCGCUUGAUGAAUCUCAUACAGGAAGCCAAAACUACCACUCCCCCGACUCCGAUCGACACUCAGCAGUUCCAGCAGUUCCAGUCGACAGACGUCGCUGGCUUUCAGUCCACUAUGAACGACUCCGUCAUUUCCCCCACUCACCACAUGUCCAUGUUCCCCCCUGAACUCGCUUCUGCAGACCCCAUGGCAAUGUCCACGCAGAUGUCAACGGUCGACCCAAUGGACCUUGCGAACCCGCCGCUGUCCGACCACCUCGCCUCGUCCAGCAUGCUGACUGGUUUCUCACAGCAAAGCGGCCCUGGGUUCGUCCCAGACCCGCCCAUGAGUGGUAUCGAGAACCACGAAAGUGGGCACCAUAUGCUGUCCUCACCGAGCACAACCACAACCACGACGUCGACCAAUCCGUCACACGUAUCUUCUCCCGCCCUCAACGGCAUGGUUCCUACAUAUGCCAUGGGUUCUUCCUCGCUUGCUUCUGCUCUUGACGAGCCGCGCAGCCGGUCUGGGUCUGCCGCUUCGCCAAGCCAUGCAACAAGCAGCGACCUCGGCUUCCCGUCGGCCAGUAGCGGUCCUCCGACUUCGGCGCACGACCCAAACUUUCCGUUCUCGCAAGGGUUCUCAAUGUCGCAAAGCAAAGAGAGCUCACCUGACUCUGCAGAUCCUCAUCUCAUGGUAUUAGGCGACAUGCUGAAGAAGUGAGUACUUCCUCA
Molecule: messenger RNA, 877 nt
Organism: Phanerochaete carnosa HHB-10118-sp
Lineage: Eukaryota; Fungi; Basidiomycota; Agaricomycetes; Polyporales; Phanerochaetaceae
Exons: 1
Coding region: 174-866 (230 amino acids)
Source: RefSeq, a predicted model, not a curated record